Molecule: messenger RNA, 651 nt
Organism: Durusdinium trenchii
Lineage: Eukaryota; Dinophyceae; Suessiales; Symbiodiniaceae
Source: the annotation of a GenBank genome assembly
AUGGCGCUUGCAGUGCGGCCAACAUGCGUGACUUUGCGAGAAAACCGACAGGAGGCACUUGAGCGUAUGGCCAUCAUGACCAAUAUGGGCCUUCAUGUCUUCCAUCCAGAAUGGCAGACUGUGCCCUCAGGCAGCAUGCCACGGGGGCGACAAUAUAGCACCACCUUCAAGAGCACGACGAUCAGGGUGUUUGGUGGUGAUGAGGAAAUCACCUUCCCAGUGCAGACAUGCACAAAAUCGGGAGAUGCCUUCGCCCAAAACAGUGCCGCGAACAACCACUUGCUGGGCCGCAGUUCGGUCACAAGUUUGCCCGCCAUGUAUGCCAAUGCGAUGAACAAUGCAGCUUGGUCCCUCUCCAUGGACCUCGGCGAAAAGCAGUAUUGCGCACAGUAUGACGAUUAUGGCUAUGAUUAUGAGGGCAACUUCCAGGACUGGAUGUACUACGUGGACGAGAUUGAGACAACGGACACCGGGUCUUAUACACCGUCAGAGGUUGAGACAAUCGAGGCAUUCUUUGAUCCUUGUGGCACAACUCCCACAGUGAACUCGCCAAUGGGUGGCUCGGUCAAAGUUCUUGCUCCGGAUCCCUUGGUGCAUAAACAACCCCAGUCACCGGUUUUGGUGUUGUUAGUGCUAGCAAGGAGUAGGUAG